AUGCAAUUAAUUGAUUUCAUCUCUGUUUUGGCUGCCUCCAUCUUUUUGACUUUGGCUCAAGCUUCAAUUCCUACCAGUUGUUCAAAAUUUGACAACCUAGACGCUUUCCAAUGUGUAGCCACAACCGCUUGUAAUGUUCCAUACACUUAUACCAUGGUAUACAGUUGGGGUGUCUGGAGAGAUCCAGAAGACAAACACUUAUAUGGUGUCAAUCACAUCACUAUUUGUACUCCAAAACCUGGUUUAGAAACUGCCACUUCUAAGACUACUAAAACUACUGAUGCAACCACUAAGUCUAAGACUACCACUACCAUCACUGGUACUUCAACAACUGUAGAAUCUACAGAACCAUCUCCAACUGUCGCUACCACCGCCAGUGUCACUGCUAGUGAUUCCAAUUUAACUACUUCAACUACUUCAACUUCUAGUUCUUCUUCUACAUCUGAAACCACUUCAACUACUUCCACCACCGAAACUACUUCAACUACUUCAACUACUUCCACCUCCCAAAGUACUAUCUCCUUCCCAACUAUGUCAAUGAAGCCAUUUCCAACUAUGUCAAUGAAGCCAUUUCCAACUAUGUCUAUGAAGCCAUUCCCAACUAUGUCUUUCAAGCCAUUCCCAAAGUUUCCAGCCUUUAGAUUCAACAGACCAGUUCAAACUACCUUAACUACUGCUAUUUUUGCUACAGAUGGUCACCCAGAUAUCAAAGCUGGUGAGUACGCUCCAUUAACUGAAGAAGCUCAAUUGUAA
Vanderwaltozyma polyspora DSM 70294 is the source of this 753-nucleotide messenger RNA. RefSeq lists its product as uncharacterized. The record is from RefSeq and is a predicted model, not a curated record. Lineage: Eukaryota; Fungi; Ascomycota; Saccharomycetes; Saccharomycetales; Saccharomycetaceae. The transcript has a single exon. The coding region runs from base 1 to 753 and encodes 250 amino acids.